Messenger RNA from Betta splendens (Siamese fighting fish), 1118 nucleotides. It is a transcript of the gene eef1akmt1, whose product is annotated as EEF1A lysine methyltransferase 1. The record is from RefSeq and is a predicted model, not a curated record. The coding region runs from base 162 to 815 and encodes 217 amino acids. The transcript has 5 exons. Gene Ontology annotation, biological process: methylation. Gene Ontology annotation, molecular function: protein-lysine N-methyltransferase activity; nucleic acid binding. Lineage: Eukaryota; Metazoa; Chordata; Actinopteri; Anabantiformes; Osphronemidae.
UUUCUCAUAAUUCGAACAACAGAUGAGAAAAGAUGAAAACACUUGUUGCCUAAAAACGAAAUUACUGGUUUGUCCCUCGGUUUAAGCCGUACGAUUACGUCAUCAUUCCGCGACUUCUCACGUGCAGUAAAGUUUCUUUUCAGGUGUUCGGCUCCUUCAUCAUGAGCGACAGUGACGACGACGUGCCGACGCUGUCCGCUCACACUCUGGCCGCCCUGCAGGAGUUCUACACCGAGGCCCGGAGCGCCUCGACCCACAGCACCGAGCCGUCGGACCAGUUCUCUGUGGGGGCGGUGGAGGAGGACUGGCGCAUGAGCCAGUUCUGGUACAGCGACGACACUGCGACUCGGUUAGCGGAGGAAGCGGUGCGUGAAGCUGGAGACGGAGGCAGGAUCGCGUGUGUGAGCGCGCCCAGCGUGUACCAGAAGCUGAAGCAGGGUGUGGUGGACGGUUCGGCCCGGGUCUCCGCUGUCGUCUUUGAGUUCGACCGUCGCUUCGCCACCUACGGUGACGACUUCGUCUUCUACGACUACAGCCGGCCGCUGUCGUUCCCCAGCAGCGUGGCUCCCCGGAGCUUCGACGUGGUCCUGGCCGAUCCGCCCUAUCUGUCCGAGGAGUGUCUGAGCAAAGUGGCCGAGACCGUCAAGUACCUGAGCAAAGGCAAAGUGCUGCUGUGCACAGGGGCCAUCAUGGAGAACGUGGCCAAAGACCUUCUGGGGGUGAAGAUGUGCGGCUUCCGGCCCAAACACAACAGAAACCUGUCCAAUGAGUUUCGCUGUUACGUCAACUACCCGUCUCAGCUGCUGAACGUCUGAGCAGCCGGAGGGAGACGACACACGGACACUUGUGCUUCUGAACUGUUAAAGACUCAGUUGGGACCUGCAGUAAAAGUGGAAAUUGUGAACCAGCACCCUGUUAAGAGUGACCUUGAGUCAACCAGUUGACUUGUACAACAAAUGAUAUAUUAGACAUUAAUUACAAUGUCAUAAGAUCAAAUGUGCAAAAUGUUUAGUGGUUUCAGCUUCUCCAGUGUGAGAUUUUGCUGAUAUUAUAUGUUUGAAGACUUGUACGUUUACUCUCUGUAUUAAUUAAAGAGGAAGAGCUGCUUGUCUGAAUAA